AUGGACAGGAUAGUGCGACAGUUAUCGCUCACUUUGAUAGUGAGCAUAAGUAUCGUUCACUGCGAGCCUCCGUUGAGUACUCAGUACGGUGUCCCAGGAAACUAUGCUGGCAACAAUAACAAUCAUGGAACGCCUGGCAGUGGAAAUGGCUUCGGUAAUCACGGUAAUCAUCAUUACGACAAUGGGAAUGACAAUGACUACGUUGACCAACCGAUGUCCUACGAAUUCGGUUACGCGGUGAAGGACCAAGCGACCGGAAACGAUUUCGGCAGACGGGAGAGCAGCGACGGCGAGACAGUGCGAGGGGAGUACAGAGUGCAACUACCGGACGGCAGGACGCAAAUAGUGACUUACACCGCGGAUUGGAGGACAGGUUUCCACGCGGAUGUCAGGUACGAGGGUACCGCGACCUACCCCGACCAAUACAACACGCAGAACAAUGGUUACAAUAACAAUAACCAAGGUGGACAAGGGUUUGGUUAUCAAGGGAACAAUGGUGGCGCAGGGUACAACUCAGGAAGCGACGGAGGAUACAACUACCAAUCCCCGAACAGUAACUACAACAACGGUAACAACUAUCAAUUUGGUUCCACUGCUCUGGACAACAGCUACAACAACUUUGGCGCACGCAGCGGUUACAAUCCUAGGGUUCCAUCGCCCACGUAUGGCCCCGCCUUCCACUGA
This is a messenger RNA of Nomia melanderi (Alkali bee), 684 nucleotides long. RefSeq lists its product as uncharacterized. NCBI's taxonomy places the organism in Eukaryota, Metazoa, Arthropoda, Insecta, Hymenoptera, Halictidae. The record is from RefSeq and is a predicted model, not a curated record. Gene Ontology annotation, cellular component: extracellular matrix.